This is a messenger RNA of Cryptotermes secundus, 4359 nucleotides long. Its product is annotated as glutamate receptor ionotropic, kainate 2. Gene Ontology annotation, cellular component: plasma membrane; postsynaptic membrane. The coding region runs from base 315 to 3551 and encodes 1078 amino acids. The transcript is spliced from 18 exons. Gene Ontology annotation, biological process: monoatomic ion transport. Gene Ontology annotation, molecular function: glutamate-gated receptor activity. The record is from RefSeq and is a predicted model, not a curated record. Lineage: Eukaryota; Metazoa; Arthropoda; Insecta; Blattodea; Kalotermitidae.
GGCCGCCCACGACGAUAACGGUUGGCAGUCAGUACCGGUCAGUACCAUCUCGAGUGCAGUACGUACUAAGUGGUUUGGCUCCAGCGGUUGUUGACUGCCAGCCGCUAGAUAGUGCAGUCGGUCUACUGCGACAGACAAUCUGUGCUGUAGUGAAGUGCGGGAGCGUGGUUACUUCAGUCUCGUAGUAUUGGGUAAUAUUGCUGUUUUUAUCCAGUUUACAGGGAACAAACUUAUAAUUUAGCUGAGACAUUAUGUAACUGUUGUGCGUUGUGUGACCAUGAAAGUGAGUGUUCCAAAUAGGAGGUAAUGCAUGCAUGGAUGGGGCCGUAUUAGUAGGAAGAUGUGGGGCCAUAUUCACGGAGGACCAAAAGGACAGCAGCGCUGAACUUGCCUUCAAGUACGCAGUGUACCGCAUCAACAAGGACAGACACAUCCUGCCCCGCACGACUCUGGUGUACGAUAUUCAGCACGUGCCAAGGGACGACAGUUUCCACGCCUCCAAGAAAGCAUGCCAGUUAGUGAACUUCGGCGUUCAAGCUGUGUUCGGACCGUCUGACCCGCUCCUAGGAGCACACAUACACUCAAUAUGCGACGCUUUGGACAUCCCACACCUGGAGGCGCGUCUCGACCUCGACGCAGAUUACAAGGAGUUCUCCAUCAAUCUUCACCCUGCCCAACCCUUGCUGAACUCCGCUUUUCAAGACGUCAUGGCCUUCCUCAACUGGACCAAAGUUGCCAUCGUGUACGAGGAAGAUUACGGUCUCAUCAAGCUGAGGGAACUCGUUCGGGCUCCUGGCAACAGAGACGUGGAGGUGCACCUCAGACAGGCUGAUCCAGACUCGUACAGGGCAGUGCUUAAGGAAAUCAAGAGCAAGGACAUACACAAUAUGGUGGUGGACACGAACCCUUAUCACAUGCAUCUUUUUCUUAGGGGGAUCCUUCAGCUGCAGAUGAACGACUACAAGUACCACUACUUGUUCACUACAUUUGACAUCGAGACGUUCGAUCUGGAAGACUUCAAGUACAACUUCGUAAACAUGACAGCUUUCCGGGUCGUUGAUGCCGAGAACGUGGGAGUGAGAGAAAUACUUAAGGACAUGGAAAGGUUCCAACCCGUGGGCCACAGUAUCCUCAACAAAUCUCUCAUCAUACAGGCUGAACCCGCCCUCAUGUUCGACUCGGUACACGUGUUCGCUGUGGGACUGCAGAUGCUGGAGCAAAGCCACACUCUUCGACUGUCCAACGUGAGCUGCGAGGAAGAACUGCCCUGGGACGGGGGCCUCAGCCUCAUUAACUACAUAAACUCGGUGGAGAUGAGGGGGCUCACUGGUCCAAUAGAAUUCAAGGAGGGACGCCGCAUCCAGUUCAAGCUAGAUCUCUUGAAACUGAAGCAGCAUGCUUUAGUCAAAGUGGGGGAAUGGAGCCCAGGCGCCGGUGUCAAUGUUACCGACCGAAGCGCCUUCUUCGACCCCGGCACCAUGAAUGUUACUCUUGUCGUGAUCACCAUUCCCGAGAGUCCAUUUGUGAUGAUGCAUCAAGGCAAGAACUACACCGGAAACUCUCGUUUCUACGGAUUCUGUGUGGAUCUUCUGAACAGAACAGCACAGUACGUCGGCUUCGACUACAUUUUGGAACUCGCCCCAGACAGGAAAUAUGGCGCUCAGGAUCCUGUCAGUGGCGAAUGGAACGGCAUGGUGCUCCAGCUCAUGAAGCAUGAGACCCCGUACGUCAUGCAUCGAGCCCAGGGCAACCUGACCGGCAACGCCAGGUAUGAGGGUUUCUGCAUUGACCUCUUGAAGGAGAUCGCUGCCAUGGUGGGCUUCGAGUACCACAUUGAACUGGUCCCAGACGGCAAGUACGGCGUCUACGACCUGGAGAGUGGCGAGUGGAACGGCAUUGUUCGUCAGCUCAUGGACAAGAAAGCUGACCUGGCAGUGGGCUCCAUGACGAUCAACUAUGCCCGGGAGAGUGUGAUAGACUUCACGAAGCCUUUCAUGAACCUUGGUAUCAGCAUCUUGUUUAAGGUGCCGACAGACAAGGAGUCAACAUUCUUCACGUUCAUGGACCCCCUGGGGCUUGACAUCUGGCUGCUGGCGUUGGCUGCUUUUUCUCUGGCCUUUUUCACACUUUUCGCCCUGGCACGCUUCUCCCCUUAUGAGUGGCGAAACCCACGCCCAUGGCUUCCUAGGCCAGAUUACCUCGUCAACCAGUUCUCACUUGCCAACAGUUUCUGGUUCAUCACUGGCACCUUACUGCGGCAGGGUUCCGGCGUCAACCCAAAGGUACCAACCAGUCAACCAACACGUCUGUUCAGCUUCAUGAAUCCAUUGGCAGUGGACAUCUGGCUGUAUGUGCUGGCAGCCUAUGUUUUAGUAUCCAUCACAAUGUUUGUGGUGGCUCGGUUCUCACCAUAUGAGUGGCACAAUCCACAUCCCUGUGAUGUGGACAAUCAUCUCGUGGAGAAUCAGUUCUCAUUGGCCAACAGUUUCUGGUUCACCAUUGGCACUCUUAUGCAGCAGGGAUCAGACCUCAACCCAAAGGUAGUACAGGCUACAUCUACACGCAUUGUUGGUGGCAUCUGGUGGUUCUUUACACUCAUCAUCAUAUCAUCCUACACGGCAAACCUGGCAGCCUUCCUUACAGUUGAACGGAUGAUCACACCAAUUGAAAAUGCUGAAGAUUUGGCUGGACAAACUGAGAUUUCAUAUGGAACUCUGGAGAGUGGUUCCACUAUGACAUUUUUCAGGGAUUCAAUGAUUGAGACAUACAAGAAAAUGUGGAGAUUCAUGGAGAAUAAAAAGCCAUCUGUGUUUGUCCCCACUUAUGAGGAAGGAAUCCAGAGGGUUCUGGAAGGCAACUAUGCAUUCCUUAUGGAAUCAACAAUGUUGGAUUACAUUGUACAGAGAGACUGCAAUCUCACACAGAUUGGUGGACUUCUGGAUUCGAAAGGUUAUGGCAUUGCAACGCCCAUGGGUUCACCGUGGCGAGACAAGAUCUCACUGGCAAUAUUGGAGCUACAAGAACGAGGAGAGAUUCAGAUGCUGUAUGACAAAUGGUGGAAAAAUCCUGGUGAUACUUGCACACGCAAUGAAAAAGGCAAAGAGAGCAAAGCAAAUGCCUUGGGAGUAGACAACAUUGGUGGAGUGUUUGUUGUGUUACUCUGUGGUUUGGCUGUAGCAGUCAUUGUUGCCAUCUUUGAAUUCUGCUACAAUUCCAAGCGCAACACCCAGGCUGAGUUGAGAGCAAUCCCAGUACCGCAUCAAUCGUUGUGUGCUGAGAUGACAGAGGAACUGUGUUUUGCUCUGAAAUGCCGUGGUUCACGACAGCGCCCAGCACUCAAGAGACAAUGUUCAAAAUGCAUUCCUGGUACAACAUAUGUACCAGCAGGGCUAGAAUUGCCACCACACCCUCCCUCUAAUGGACUUCAUUCUCAGGUAGCAGCACAGUCCAGCUUCAUGAUAGUCCAGGUAGCAAAUGUGCAUGUGCAUGUUCAGAAGUUGGUUUCAGUGCCUGAGGACAAUGCUACAGAAGAGCAACAUUCUGUUGUUUGAUUUCUUUGUGGCCAGAAGACUGAUUUCAGUAGUCAAGAGGACGACAGUGCUUGAGGAGUAUAUUACCGAAGAAUAGAGUUCUGCUGUUUGACCCCAUGCUAGCUGAAGCAGUUCAGUUGACUAAGCGGUUGGUGUGAAAUUGCUGCCAGCCUAGGACCUAGCUGGUUGUCAGUUAAAAGUUGAGUCCUGCACGGUAGGCUGUGAAGACAGGACCUGUGUGUGAGAAGCUGAAGAAUCCCCACUGUUAAACAGUGGUGCUAGGGAAUGGCUGUUGAAGACAUGGCAGGCUGGAAAAGGGUAGGGGGCACUGUGGUGAUCUGUGAAUUGUGGAGAUCAGCAGUGGCACUGUAGUUACUAGUAGUUCUGAGAGAUGUAUACAACUGGUCAACAAACCAAUUCACCAAUUACCCCUUCUCUAGGAAGGAGGAAGAUUAUAAAAGGACUCUCAUGGUCGCCAAUUCCGCAGCCGAGAAUCAAACUUAGAAUAACACAGGUCUCCCCUAAAUACAACUCUAUAGUGGAUUACCACUACAACAUCUGCUCAUUGUGCAAGUAAGCUUUAACUUGUACUCUCUUCUGGAAUGUGAUGCCUUAUAUUCUGGUAGACCAUUACUAUCCUUAUUUUUCUAUGUUUAAAACAUGUGGAAAUCAUUCUACUUAUGGAGUGGGGCAUGACUUCCCAAGUUUAGCUGCAUACACCUUUGAGUGUUUUUCUUCUCAAAGUGGUCCAGUCGGGCUCUGGGGUCCACCCAACCUCUUAUCCAAUGGGUACGGGGAACGUGAAGCUGACCACUCACCUCCAACUAGU